Acaulospora colombiana is the source of this 5085-nucleotide messenger RNA. Lineage: Eukaryota; Fungi; Glomeromycota; Glomeromycetes; Diversisporales; Acaulosporaceae. The record is from the annotation of a GenBank genome assembly.
AUGACUGCGCAGGCGUUCAUCUUGACUUUAGGGGACAAACAUUACAAGACAACCGACAAGGGAGAAUCUUGGAUCGAAUUCACCACUCCAAUUCCGCCGGCCAUAAAAAGCGGGACGUAUUACACCGAUGAUAACUUUAGUAAUCCCCCCAAAUUACUCCUGAAAUAUACGGACAAAUGUAUAUGGGCGCGUUCCACGAAAGAGUCACAAGACGCGCCAACUUCUACCGUCUUUUGCAUUCGUUACAAUCCGUCCACCGAUGGAUCCAUGCGAAAGUGGACUGACUACAGUUUGGUUGUAUCCGAGAAUUAUUUCGCCUCGUCGAGCAUUGUAAACUUUAAUGGUACCGACCCCGUUGCCGCGUUGGGUAUCGGUGCCACACAGGAAUACUUGAUUGCCGCAGUUAAGAAUGUUAGAACGUACGACCUUGAGAUGUUUGUAUCAAAGGGAGGUCAAGAUUGGCGAAGAGCAAUCUUUCCUCUGGAUGCGAAGUUUGAGGAAAAGGAAAAGGAGAAUGCGUACACCAUACUGGAAUCGGCCCCUUAUCAUUUGGUGAUCGAUGUUCUUUCUUCGAAGACAAGCACCGGAAAGUUAUUUAUUUCAAAUUCGGAUGGUGAAUACUUUGUCGAUAGCUUGAAUCACACAAACAGAAAUAUUCAAGGAAAUGUGGACUUUGAGAAGGUGCAAAGCGUGAAUGGAAUCUUAAUUGCGAACGUGGUCGACAAUUGGCAUGAGGUUGAUGAUGGAAGUGCUAUUGCCAAGAGAAUACGUUCAAAGAUUUCUUUCGAGGAUGGUAAAAUUUCAUCCUGGAAAUAUAUCCGUCCUCCAGAUAAGAAUUUCGGGGGUUCGAACUUUUAUUGUUCGGUUACAAAUUGGGAAAGCGGUGAUUGCUCUUUACACCUUCACUCGAUCACCACCGCAAGCAAUUAUGGAUUCAUCUAUUCGUCAUCGGCUGCCCCGGGAUUUCUUAUGGGCGUUGGCAAUGUUGGAUCAUAUCUUUUUCCCUAUGAACAGUGUGAUACUUUCUUGUCUACCGACGGAGGGCUCACCUGGAAAGUUGCCAGGCUUGGACCGCAUAAAUAUGAAUUUGGCGACAUGGGCUCUUUGAUUGUUGCGGUGGACGAUAAGACUCCCACCGACAAGAUUUGGUAUAGCUCGGAUUAUGGUGAAAAUUGGGAGGAGUUUAGUCUAGGGAUAUCGUUUCAAAUUCGCGCAAAAAUGCUCACAGCGGAUCCUGAAUCAGCAUCGCAAAGCUUUAUCCUUAUAGGCUCGAUUUUAUCAAAUCAAGACAGUUUACACCGUUACUUCAUAUUCAAGAUUAGUUUCAAGGAUUUACAUGACCGGCAGUGUACAGACAAUGACUUUGAACAAUGGCAGGCUCGAAAGAUUGACGGAAAACAGUGCGUGGAAGUGGUCAAAGGUUACGUACCGCCCGGAAAGUGUAGGAAGGAGGGGGAUAAAUAUUGGGCAUCCUCGGGGUACAGACUUGUUCCGGGAAAUAAAUGUGACAGAGAUGCUCCCAACGCGAAGAGGAAGGAUGAGCCAGUAGAAAAGGAAUGUACUAAAGAUCAUAUCGCACCCGGAGACAUCACUUCCAGCAUUUCUUACUACAAUUUUGACACACUCUCAUAUUUUACGAACUCAACGGUGGUAUUAUCCAGAGAUGUCAAUGGUAAUAUUUAUCGAAGUGUUGACGAUGGCACUUCAUGGAAACUUAUUUUAAAUCGUAUCGUGUAUUUGAUCUUGCACGAGCAUGAUAGCACCAGAGCCUUCGCCUUCACAGAAGAUAACAAAUUAUUGUACACCUCUGACCGUGGUGGUCAAUUUACCGAAAUAAAUAUUCCACUGGGACCCAACACUUUUGGCCGUCCCAUCCUUGAUUUUCAUCCAGACAACGUUGACUGGCUCUUAUUCUUGGGAAGUACCUCGUGCCCUGGAUGUCACACGGAAUCAUACUUUAGUCGAGAUAAUGGUGCAACAUGGACGCUUGUUGAGACCUGGGCGGAAAAAUGCAUUUUUGGACGGGACACCGAUUUCAGUAAACCAGACGAGACGACCAUAUUUUGCUCAUCAUAUAAGGAUAAAAAUUAUGCCGGUGGACAAGAGAGUUUGGGUGGUAAAUCGACGGAAGCAAACCCAUUGAGGUUAAUAUCUACAAAGGACUUUGGAAAAACGAAAGAAGUUAAAUUAUCGGAUCUUGUUGAAUAUUUUGUUUUCAAUAAAUACAUGGCCGUCGCUACGGAAAAAAAUGGUCAGCUAUGCCUGUUCGUUUCUGUGAACGGUACGAACUUUAAUGAAGCCAAAUUCCCGCCAGAUGUUAAGAUAGACAAAAAAGCAUACACUCUUCUGCAAUCAAACACCGGCUCCAUAUUUCUCGAUGCGUAUCAAUCAUUUGAAUACAAUGCAGAGUAUGGUUCUUUGUUCAAGUCCAAUGGGGAUGGGACAUUCUUCUCCUUAAGCUUGGAAAACACCAAUCGAAACGGUUAUGGGAACGUCGAUUUCGAAAAAGUUCGAGGCAUGGAUGGAAUAAUACUAGCUAAUGUUGUGAGCAACACACUAGAAUUAAAGAAAGGGGUCAGCAAGAAAAUUGUUACAAUGAUAAGUUUCGAUGACGGGUCUACAUGGGAACGAUUGAAAAUUAAUAGCAACCUAAAUGGCUAUCUAAAUUUGCAUGGCCGGACCGAUAUUAGGAGGUCCGGCGGUGUCUUUAGCAAAAGCUCUGCUGUUGGACUAUUGAUAGGCGUUGGAAACGAGGGAGAGUAUCUAGAGCCAUACGAACAAUCCAAGACGUACAUGAGUCGUGAUGCCGGUCGCACUUGGACUCAAAUUCGCUCAGGUGAAAGCUUGUACGAAUUUGGUGACCAAGGUACCAUAUUGGCAGUUGUGGAUGAUGAAGGUCCUACAAAUAAGUUAAAAUAUAGCUGGGAUUAUGGAGCGCACUGGAACGAAUACGUCUUCUACCAAGGAUCUGUUCGCCUCUCUUAUAUUAUAUCUAAUCCUAAGGCAACCAGCAUGAAGUUUAUAUUAACGGGACUUGAAAUUUCUUCGGAGGUCAAACCGGUGGUUGUUAAUAUCGACUUUACCCAAUUAGAAAAAAGAACAUGUCAACCUGAUGACUUUGAAUUAUGGAAUCCAAUGCAUGAUACUCCAAACAAAUGUUUCUUGGGUAGAGAGGUGGAUUAUUGGAGACGCAAAGCUGAUCGAGAAUGUAAAAUCGGCGAUUCUACCUCUAGUAUGAAACCCAAUGAGAGGAUUUGUGCAUGUACCGAGAGAGAUUUCGAAUGUGAUUACAACUAUUUCCGCGAGGACGGUAAAUGCAAGUCAUUUGUUCAGGAUCCGGAUCGUCCACACAAUUGCAGCAAAACCUAUCUUGGAAGGUCCGGAUAUCGCAAAAUUUCCGAAUCAAAAUGUGUUGGUGGAAUCGAUCUUUCGCAAAAAGUCGAAAAAAGUUGUGAACUUACGAGGGAUGAUAUCAUUGUCAAAACGGUAACUGUCUACUACGUGCGAGAACUAUACGUCUGUGGAAAAGAAAAAAAUAUAUUGGUUAUUCGUACCGAAAGCAAUCAGAUUUGGCGCAGCAAUGAUCAAGGAUAUUCAUGGACAGCCAUACCAGAGCUUGCUGAUGUCAAGAUUGUUGCGAUGCUCCAAAAUCCUUAUUUCAGCAAUUUCACCUAUUUUAUCACACUGGGUACCACUCACUAUUACACACACAAUGCGGCUCAAGAUAUCAUGAAAAUGGAUGUCCCGUUGGGACCCAAUCUUCUCGAAUUACCAAUCCUCGAUUACCAUCCAGAACGUCCAGAUUGGCUCAUUUAUACGGCGAGUGAAGGAUGUGAUCGGAUAUUUUCUGAUUGUCAUUCGGUGGUUUACUACACAAAAGAUGGCGGAAAAAGUUGGAAUCAGAUGGAUACAUAUGUUAACAAAUGCACAUGGGCACGAGAUAAAAAAUUCAGGGUUGAUGAGAACCUGAUAUUUUGCGAGUCGUAUCGUGAAAAGAAGGGUUCACAGAGGUCGUUCUACAAUAAUCCACUCCGGUUCUGUACUUCGAAAGACUUCUUUUCCAAUAAAGUUGAUUGUAAAUUUGAAAAUAUCGUUGGCUUUGCCACAUUUGAGGAAUACAUGGUUGUUGCCGAGCUGUCAUCUUCCGGUCAAAGUCUCAAUCUUAUGGUCUCAAUGGACGGCGAGACCUUUGCCAAUGCUCAAUUCCCACCUAAUAUGCAACUGACUAGAAGUGCGUUUACAAUUUUGGAAUCUACAACUCAUGCCAUCAUGCUCCAUGUCACCACAUCAACUCGAGGCUUAUGGGGAAAUAUAUUGAAAUCUAAUUCUAACGGAACUUAUUAUUCUUUGUCGUUGGAAUAUUCGUAUCAAGAUGCGCGUGGAUUCGUUGAUUUCGAAAAAAUACGUGGAAUUCAGGGAAUUGCCAUGGCCAACCGAGUUACGAAUCCUCAAGAGGUUAAUAUGGGCGGUUCUAAAAAAAUUUCAUCGGUGAUUACAUUCAAUGAUGGAAGUACUUGGAGACCAUUGAAACGUCCUGAAUUCGAUUCUGACGGUAGACCUUAUAAUUGUGACGAUGUUGCGAGGUAUUCAAGUGAACUGGGACUAAUAUCUGCACAAAUCUUCAAGUGCUCUUUGCACCUUCAUAGUUACACUGAACGACGAGAUCCUCGCGACGCUUUCAGUUCUUCUUCAGCUGUAGGCUUGAUAAUGGGCGUGGGAAAUGUCGGUCAAUACUUGACUUCAUACUCUGACGGGGAUACCUUCUUAACUAGAGAUGCAGGAAUGACUUGGAAGGAAGUUAGGAAAGGUGCUUAUAUGUACGAAUUUGGAGAUCAAGGCUCGAUUUUGGUAAUGGUGGAUGAUGAAAAACCGACGGAUCAUAUAUUGCAAGUUUUUUUACGACAAUAUCCUCAUUGUUGUUCUUUGAUGGAGAUGCUGGCUAAAAUUUUCUAUUUAAAUCCCCAAGAUAUUCUUUCAACGAGGGCAUAUCGUGGGCAGAAAAACAAUUCACCAUACCCACCGAGCUCAUCAAAGUUCACGACAUCGCAACCAUGCCUGGUGGAAUCAGCAGCAGAUUUAUUUUGA